AUGUCACACUUUUUCAAGAACCCAGUUGCAGAUUUGUCCUUGUUUCAGUUGAAGAUGGGUAUUUGCAAUCAGGAUGCAGUCAAGCAGUUGCAAUCCAUGAUGGAAAAUGUGAAUGAGCAGCAGAAGAUCACAUUCCAGUCAUAUGUUGCUCUCAAGAUCCAAAAAAGUGCAGCCCAGUUUGUUCAGGCAGCACUUCAUGAGAUUGAUGUUCUUUCAUACAUUGCUAAGGGUGACCCUUCAAAUUCGAAGUUUGUUGUUCAAUUAAUUGACCACUUUAAAUACACUGGCCCGAAUGGGCAACACCUUUGCAUGGUUAUCGAGUUUCUUGGUGAUAGCUUGCUACGUCUGAUCAAAUAUAACCGAUACAAAUGCCUUCCAUUGAAUAAAGUUAGGGAAAUGUGCAAAUACAUUUUGAUUGGUUUGGAUUACUUGCACAGAGAACUUGGUCUAAUCCACACUGACCUCAAACCUGAAAAUAUUCUUCUACUUUCAACCAUUGAUGCUGCCAAAGACCCUUUUAAAUUUGGACAAUCCCCAAUUCUGGAGAGGCCCGAGGGAAGCAUCAACGGUGGAGAUAGAUUGAAUGGGCUGAAUCAAGGAGGACUAAGACAAAGAGCAGAAGCUUUGGCUGCUUUAAACUCUGCAUUUAAAUCAUCUUCCGAAACCAAAAGUUCUAGUCCUAAGACAACCGGAAGAAGUCAUGGAUCACAAAGAGCAGCAGCAGUAGCUGCUCUCUCUCAAGUUCUUACUGCUGAGAAGAAGAAAAAAUCACCUAAUUCUUCUCUUACUGCUGAGAAGAAGAAACAAGAGGACUAUGAUGAUGAUGAGGAUGAAGAUGACACUGAAGACUAUAGCUGA
Messenger RNA from Arachis stenosperma, 858 nucleotides. RefSeq names its product protein kinase dsk1-like. Bases 1 to 858 code for a protein of 285 amino acids. Gene Ontology annotation, molecular function: protein kinase activity; ATP binding. The transcript has 4 exons. Gene Ontology annotation, biological process: regulation of mRNA processing; protein phosphorylation; spliceosomal complex assembly. The record is from RefSeq and is a predicted model, not a curated record. NCBI's taxonomy places the organism in Eukaryota, Viridiplantae, Streptophyta, Magnoliopsida, Fabales, Fabaceae.